This is a messenger RNA of Diachasmimorpha longicaudata, 1683 nucleotides long. RefSeq names its product cilia- and flagella-associated protein 276. The record is from RefSeq and is a predicted model, not a curated record. The coding region runs from base 720 to 1397 and encodes 225 amino acids. Lineage: Eukaryota; Metazoa; Arthropoda; Insecta; Hymenoptera; Braconidae. The transcript is spliced from 5 exons.
AAUCAUGAAUGAAUACUGUCUGAAUGAUAUUCAGCAGAGACUUCCGUCGGCGAUGAAUGGAAACGAUGCACUUGACGUAACACGAAUGCGGUCAUUCUAAACACUUUAAUCCUGAAACGAUCAAACUCAUCUGGUGGAUGGGAGUGAGAGAGACUGGUCCGCUCGGUUAAAGCCGGAUGCCGGCUCUUGAUAUACGAUCGUGGUCGUCUCAUUACGGUUUACCGGUUAUACCCCGCGUGUAUGUGAGUGCCAUUAUAGUUUGUCGGUUAACGUGUUAAUUAUGCCGGGGUGCGAGGCGCAUUUACACCGAUAUAGCUUCUGUACUCGGGGCACCAGCAAAGUUAAAUCGUCGUGUGGUACUAAACUGCGGAUUCGAUAGGGCAAUGUUUAUGCGUACCCACAAAGCCUUUGUCCAAAACAUCAGAGAUCGAUAAAUCGCUCAAACAAAUAUUGUCUCGUCAUGGCUGGAGUACAAACAAUCCCCCAUAAAUCAAGUUGACAAGAAAAAAAAGAGCACCACGCAUUUCCAGAUGUAUCUCACGUGUGACGCAAACAUUGUCAUUUCUUAUCACAAUGGCCUCGAGUUUUUCUACUUGCUUCACUCCAAUGACUUUGACAGCAUUUACGAGCCCACAAUAGCUGCAUCUUGAGAAUUGAGACGUCGAAUAAACCCAGACGAAGAAACUGAUAAAUCAGAGAAAUUUAUUUGAGAGGAAACGAUGCCGCCGAGAGACUUGAAACGGAAUCCUUACCCAGUGCCUGACGUCUCCACCGAGGGAUUUUGGAUCUCAGAUGGUCCAAUUCUCGGCAAAAACGUGUCGGAAAAAGACAGAGAUUGGGCGACUAGGUUAGAGCCCCACGAGCGAUUAUUUGCUCAUCACACACUCACAAGUAUUCGGCGAGAUCACCGUCUCAUUAGGCCUCAGGUACCCGAUGAUGCACUAGACUUAGCCCUUUCUGCCACGUACAUCCACAGUCAAGAUACCAUGGUCCCCAAGAUGUACGUCAUCAUGCAACCGGAGUCCCUCAACUGGGAGACCUGGCGAGUCCUCCGGAAUGACACGAAGGUCCUGAAAUCUAAAACAAAGCCUCGAGAUACCCCCCCGAAGAAGCCGCCUCUGACAAAAACAAAGACGUCAGCAAAACCAAAGAAAAGUGCAGCUCCUGGUGGAGGUCGAGGUGCAGUAAGAGACACUGGAUCAGCGGCACCAAGAAAAGGGGAUGAAGACGACGAUAUUCUGGAUAAGGAGCACAGACGACUGACUUACGCUGCACAAAUGAUGGCAAUCGAGAGGAUUCAUCCGAGCAGUCUAAAGCUGGCUAUCGACGGUCCUCAUAUAGGUCUCACAAAUCCAGGGUACAGUCGUAAAAUCGAUGGGACAUUCUACAGCAUAUAAAUUUACUAAAAUGAUACAAAACUCAGCACCCAACAAUUCCAAUUUUUUUUCCUCAAUUUUGCAAAGCCCCUUCAACAAAAAAAAAAUAGGUCGAAACACUCAAAUUUUAUUUACGUUCUUUCGUCAUCACAAAAUUUCCUCUCAACACAAUUUUAUGGAUCAUUUCAAUUUGGUAAUAGUUUCGCGAUGAAUUGAGCCGAAAAAUUAUGUGCUAAUGCCACUCAAAUUUAAUCUGACAUAAAUGUCAAAUAUUUUACGAUGCAAAUGGUGGUGACAGGACCCGAUG